Molecule: messenger RNA, 594 nt
Organism: Ylistrum balloti
Lineage: Eukaryota; Metazoa; Mollusca; Bivalvia; Pectinida; Pectinidae
Exons: 4
Coding region: 1-441 (146 amino acids)
Biological process (GO): positive regulation of voltage-gated potassium channel activity; sleep; regulation of synaptic transmission, cholinergic
Source: RefSeq, a predicted model, not a curated record
AUGAUGGCCAGGCUGAAGAUGACCUGGCUUCUUAUUUGUGGGCUAAUAUACUUAUUCGACACAGGUGAGGCCAUUCAGUGCUACCAGUGUGACAGUAACGAAGAUGCUUCCUGCCCGUCCACAGAGUACUUUGAUACAGAAGUCAAUGCACCUAUUGACUGCAACAGUUUUGAAGCAAAAACUCCUGGGCAGUUUUGCAUGAAAAUCACACAGGAAAGUCCUGGAUGGGGAGGUUGGAAAAAAAUAACAAGACGUUGUGGAUCGAGGACAGAUUCUGGUGUGGCAUGGGGAUGUAGAUGGUCCUGGGACCAAGUUGGUGUGUUCAAGGAGAUCUGUUAUUGCGAGUAUGACAUCUGUAAUGGAGCCGCAAGAUCAAGUCUUCAAAUAUUUCUCGGCAUUGGAAUAGCUCUCUUUGCCUAUAUCACCAAAAUGAUUCUGUGAUGAUCAUAUUCUUCAUCAUCUCAUCUUUAUACAAUUCAUAUCAUUACUUAAAUCACAUCAGAGAAGUUCUGUACAUUGUAUCAAGACAUAUUUAGGUAAAUGGAGCAAUUGUGAAAAAAUAGUUGGAAUUAAUUUUGUUUAAAAAUAAUUUAG